CUACCCAUGUUUUGUUAGCUCAGCCGUCACUGUUAAAGUGAAAAUCACGACACUCAAGUGGAAGAGGGAGGUCGGCGACGGCUGCUACUUCAAUCGGCGCCGCUACCGAGGUCUCCGUCGCGGCGGAAAGGGGCAUCUCCGCUCCACUACGGCGGCUAUUGACUACUAUGGUUAAUUGCAUUAAUUGUACAUAAAUAGACCUCUAAAUCAAAGUUAUGGAAGAUUCUGAUCAACCUGCCAAAUCUGCUGAAAACCAGCAAACUGAACAAGUGUGUAGUUUUUUCAGAAAGCCGGUUAAUAAAAAGAAUUUAAGGAAGCGAACUAUUGAAAUUGAAGAUAAUGAGGAGGACUCAAACAAUGAAACUUCUCUGUUGCAUAUUCAGAAGAAAACCUUAAAGGCUGACAAUAAGUUGUACUUUUCCACCGGCUCUUCAAAAAGCUCUGCAUCUGCUGAACCAAGUGAAGAAUCUGGAAAAACAGUCUUUCAAUUUGAGUCUUCAAAAGAGAUUCAAGUUCAACAUGAUAGCAAAGCAACAGCAAUUCUAGAGACCGAGACUGAGUUUUCAAAAGAUGCUCGUGCCAUCCGCGAAAGAGCUCUUAAGCAAGCAGAGGAGAGUCUGAAAGGGAAAAGUGCAAGCUCUGAGGAUAAAAAAUUAUAUAAGGGAAUGAACAGUUACAAAGACUACAAGGCUGGCUUUCGUAGGGAGCAAACAAUUGCUAGUGAAAAAGCUGGAGGGUCACAUGGUCCUCUUAGGGCUUCAGCUCAUAUUAGAGUUUCAGCAAGGUUUGAUUAUCAGCCUGACAUAUGUAAGGAUUAUAAGGAAACUGGUUACUGUGGAUAUGGUGAUUCAUGUAAGUUUAUGCAUGAUCGAGGGGAUUACAAGUCUGGGUGGCAGAUGGAGAAGGAAUGGGAAGAAGCUGAGAAACAAAGGAAAAUGAGAUUGGCUGCAGGAGAGGAUGCAGAUGAGGAGGAGGGUGCUAAUUUGACUGAUGAAGAUGAUGAGGAUUCGCUACCAUUUGCCUGUUUCAUUUGUAGAAACUCUUUUGUGGAUCCUGUAGUAACCAAGUGCAAGCACUACUUCUGCGAGCAUUGUGCAUUGAAGCAUCAUUCAAAGAAUAAGAAGUGUUUUGUCUGCAACCAGCCAACACUUGGCAUUUUUAAUGUUGCUCAUGAGAUACGCAGGAAGAUGGCCGAGGAUAAAUCAUAAAAAUGUCUCUGUAGGAUACAUGGAUCUCUUUACUUCAAGGAAGUUAUCUUUUCUCCCUCAUUUUAGUUUCAUGUUUAAGUUUGAUGCUAUGUAAUGAGUUGAAAACAUACCAUAGGUCUGCACAGUGGAAUUAGGUCUCAUUCGUUUUGUUGUAUUUCUUUGACAUAUAGAUCCCAGAAUAUCUAAUGGUGAGAGACAUUUAUGGAUUUACCCAUUUGUAUAUAGCAUGUCAGUUGGGCAUACUAUGGUUCUUUUUGCAGUAGUUUGUUACCAAAUUAAUUUUGAAUACAACGACCUUUACUUCCAUAA
Molecule: messenger RNA, 1517 nt
Organism: Glycine soja
Lineage: Eukaryota; Viridiplantae; Streptophyta; Magnoliopsida; Fabales; Fabaceae
Product: zinc finger CCCH domain-containing protein 1-like
Exons: 4
Coding region: 216-1208 (330 amino acids)
Biological process (GO): snoRNA splicing
Cellular component (GO): U2-type spliceosomal complex
Molecular function (GO): metal ion binding
Source: RefSeq, a predicted model, not a curated record